Penicillium manginii is the source of this 324-nucleotide messenger RNA. RefSeq lists its product as uncharacterized. The record is from RefSeq and is a predicted model, not a curated record. The coding region runs from base 1 to 324 and encodes 107 amino acids. The transcript has a single exon. NCBI's taxonomy places the organism in Eukaryota, Fungi, Ascomycota, Eurotiomycetes, Eurotiales, Aspergillaceae.
AUGGGUAGGAAAAAGAAGCAUUCUGAUGUCAUUGGAUCGCCAGCUGCCAAAGGUGACGGCGUGGAUAAACCAGAUCCAGCGAAGACCAAGAAGAAAUAUCAACUUCUUUCGACCGAAAAUGAACAGUCACGUUCUGCUACCUCGAUGUUAGCCCCAGCAAUGUCAAAUGAGCUUGUUGUCAUGUUGCAAAAACUGAUAGAGAAACCAGAGAAACACGAUACUGAAAUGAUGGUGAAGAAGAAGAAGAAGAAGAAGAAGAAGAAGAAGAAGAAGAAGAAGAAGAAGAAGAGAAAAAGCGGGAGGAACAUGAUACUGAAGUGGUGA